Prosopis cineraria is the source of this 1268-nucleotide messenger RNA. Its product is annotated as transcription factor bHLH19-like. Gene Ontology annotation, molecular function: protein dimerization activity. The record is from RefSeq and is a predicted model, not a curated record. The coding region runs from base 188 to 1177 and encodes 329 amino acids. The transcript is spliced from 3 exons. NCBI's taxonomy places the organism in Eukaryota, Viridiplantae, Streptophyta, Magnoliopsida, Fabales, Fabaceae.
AAUCUUCUCCCUUCAUUACAAAAACCUCUAGUUUUCCUAGGUUGAUAUUAUAUAGCUAGCUUGUAAGACCAAGAUUCUCUCUCGCACAUAUCAUGACUGAUCUAUCAUUUCCAUUUCAUUUUGUGCAUUUCCAAUCAAUCACCUGGGUUUUGAUUAUAUACACACAUAUAUAUGUUUGAAAUGAUUAAUGUUGCAGGAUAUGGAUGAUUCUGAAGACUUCCACGACCAAGUUUGUCACAUGAUGAUGUCUUUUGACGAGGAAGACGAAGAGUUUCUCAGAAACAUAAUGCACCAGCAGCAGCAGCAGCAGCCAGCUGGUAAUAAUAAUAACAAUGAUGAGAAUAAGAAUCAGUACUUGUGCUCUUAUCUAAGCGAAGAGAAAUCCUUUGCCACCGUGGAUCUCUCUACUGACAGCUCCGGCAACCGUCGUGGUGGUCGUUCGAAUGAUAAGAAACACGUGGACGGGUCUGCUAAAUCAUACAUUUUAUCAUUCGAUCAGUCCAACGUAAUGCCAGCAGAAGCAAUCUCAUCGAAACAAGAAGAAUCUAGUACCUCAGAACUUUGUUCAUUAAAAAGGAUCAGAGCGACCACGUCGUGUAAUGUUGAACCCAGAAAGAAGACUAGAAGCUGUUCGGAGACUGCAAAUCAUAUAAUGGCGGAGAGGAGGAGAAGACAGCAACUCACCGAGAGAUUCAUUGCACUUUCAGCAACUAUUCCCGGCUUGAAGAAGAUGGACAAAGCCACGAUUCUUCAAGAAGCUACAAGAUAUGUGAAACAGCUUCAAGAACGAGUAACGGAGCUAGAGAAACAGAAUAGCAUCAUCAACACAUCAGAGUCAUCAAUGAUAUCGAUCAAAAAAUGUGAGCUACAUAGAAUUAAUGAUGAUUUAUGUGAAGCAAAUGAAGUUUUGCCUCAGAUUGAUGCAAAAGUGUUGGAGAAUCAAGUGCUAUUUGGAAUCUUUUGUGAGAAGCAGAAGGGCAUUGAGUUUAAAAUAUUGACUUUGCUUGAGAAUUUUCAUCUUCAUGUCACUAGUAGCAGCGUCUUGCCCUUUGGGAAUUCCACUCUUGGCAUCACCAUCAUUGCCCAGAUGGGGGAGGAAUACAGAAUGACAGUGAAUGAAGUGAUGAAAAAGCUACGACAAGUUCUGUCAAAGUCGCACGAAGUUGAUCCGUACUAGUGUAUCAAGCAUGUUUGUUAUUAUAAUCUUCGUCGCUUAAUAUGUGGACUUAGGAUAUGUUUUUAUGAAGAGAAUAUAUUUGUUAUUGUUA